AACAUAACCACCACACUUUGAAAUUUAAAUCCUUAGCACCUAGAUUUUUUUAAGUUAUCCAUGGAAGAUUCACAACCACCAUCCGUUGAGAGCUUUUCAUACACUUGGUUAGUAAACCUAAACCCGCCUCUAGAUAGCCCGAACCGGUCCUUUAGACUCUCGUUUGAUGGUGCUUCUUUCAUCGAGAUGGAUCCUAACCUCACACCCUCCAAAAGAUUUCUCGUUCAUCAAGAUUUUGAUUUCAACCCGCCAAACUCCCAAACCCCUAUGAAUACUCUUGUCCACGCCGACAAGCUCAUUUCAAAUGGUAUCCUGCUUCCUUUGAAAUCACGCGUCCCAUCAUCUAUCCCGGUUCCUCCUCCUCCUUUGACCACUCAAGGGGAUAGGCGCUUUCGUAAAAGCCGCUCCAUGUCACUACGCAAGUGUAAUAAGUUACCGAAGAUGAUAAUUCAAAAGUAUAUGGAGUUGGUUAGGCCACUUUGGUGUAGAAUGAGACGAGGAAGGCCCGAUCAUAGUAGUAGAGUAAAAGGAGUGGAGAAUUGGGAAUGUUCAAGUGCUUCCGGUUCUAGGACAAGUGGAGCGGAUAAUCUUCGAAGAUCUUGUGAUUCCGAGAGCUCAAUUCAUGAGGCAGUUGUACAUUGCAAGAAGACCAUUGGUAUGAAUUAGAGCCCCUUAAUUCAUUCUCUACCUACUUACUUAUACUAGUUGUUACUUUGUAAAGUUGUUGAUUUGAUACAUACAAGAAAAGAAAUAUAUAUGUAUUAUGUCGGUCAAGUUUUGUACCCAAAGAGUAACUAAAGACCGAUCACGAGACCUAAAAACUACAAGUUGGUUCUAUUGUGUUGCUUGUGAUUCAUUUUUAUAAAUUCCGACAAACAAAUACAAUAGCUCGUGAUGUGUA
Helianthus annuus (common sunflower) is the source of this 901-nucleotide messenger RNA. Its product is annotated as probable membrane-associated kinase regulator 6. NCBI's taxonomy places the organism in Eukaryota, Viridiplantae, Streptophyta, Magnoliopsida, Asterales, Asteraceae. The transcript has a single exon. The coding region runs from base 61 to 666 and encodes 201 amino acids. The record is from RefSeq and is a predicted model, not a curated record.